Symbiodinium pilosum is the source of this 402-nucleotide messenger RNA. The record is from the annotation of a GenBank genome assembly. Lineage: Eukaryota; Dinophyceae; Suessiales; Symbiodiniaceae.
AUGUCCUUCCUGAAGUUCCGAAGAGAUUUUGUUGCAGGCAACUGGACACAGGAGCAGUUCGACAAGCAGGCAUCCAUGAGAAAUAGAGGCUCGACGUCGAUGUCCAUCUUAUUGAGAUCCUGCUGCGAGUAUGAGACUUGGCUGGGAAACGGAUCCGUUGAGCAGGCAAAACUGGCACUGGCCACGCAGUUCGACCUUGUCGGCGUCACGGAAAGGAUGAACGAAGGCCUGGUGAGCCUCGGCAAACUCUACGGCUUGUCCGUGCCGCAGCUUGCUGCUGUAGGGCGAAGUAUUCCGCACAAGCUGGACAACGCAGAUAACAAGCUGGAUUGGACGGACGAGGAGUUGGCCCUAGCCACCUUCAUUGCUCAGAAGAGUGCUCCCAUCUACGCCUUGGCUCAG